Girardinichthys multiradiatus is the source of this 6549-nucleotide messenger RNA. RefSeq names its product ST3 beta-galactoside alpha-2,3-sialyltransferase 2 (gene st3gal2). Gene Ontology annotation, molecular function: beta-galactoside (CMP) alpha-2,3-sialyltransferase activity. The record is from RefSeq and is a predicted model, not a curated record. Bases 298 to 1422 code for a protein of 374 amino acids. The transcript is spliced from 7 exons. NCBI's taxonomy places the organism in Eukaryota, Metazoa, Chordata, Actinopteri, Cyprinodontiformes, Goodeidae.
GAGACAGGGAGAAGUAGGAUCUCUGAGAGUGUGACACUGAUCCAUCCUCUGUCUGUGGCUCCCUGCUCCUGCUGCUCUGACAAACAGGGUGCUCCAGCGUGGCGGUGGGCUCCUCCCAGUUACCAAACCUCAGUGGUUGUCGGACCGGUUACAGUGGCAGGCCCAGGGGUGGGGGCAUGGCCGUGGGGGGGCCGCAUCCCGUCCUCCACGCUCCACCGCGACAGAGGCUUCGGCUGGGGGUCCUGGAGCUGGAGCCCACCUAGGGGAACCCUCAGACUAUCAGAGCUCCGCCCUUGGAUGAGUGGAGGGGUUGCGGUGGCAGGGGGAGGUAGCGUGGUCGGAGAUAGAGGGGACAAAGGAGGCAAAGUGAGAUGUUCCCGCAGAGUCUGGCUUCUCCUUGGAACGCUGGCCCUUGUCUUCCUCACCUCACUCUUCUUGUCCGUCUCACUCCGGGGGGGCAUUGGCUUCAACUACCUGGAGCCGCCCGGGUGGGAGGAGUCCAGGCGGGUGAAGCUCGUGCCCAGCUACGUGGGUGCACACCGGCUGUCAUCCCCUGUAACACCCCUGCAGAAAACAUGUGCCUGCCCUCGCUGUGUCGGAGACCCCGGAGUCUCUGACUGGUUUGAUGAGAACUACGACCCGGAUAUCUCUCCAGUCUGGACCAGGGACAACAUCCAGCUGCCCUCGGAUGUCUACUACUGGUGGGUGAUGUUACAGCCUCAGUUUAAACCACACAACAUCCAGCAGGUGCUGCUCAGGCUCUUCCAGGUGAUUCCCGGGCGGUCACCAUACGGCUCCUGGGAUCCAGGGCGAUGCCUACGCUGUGCCGUGGUGGGAAACUCUGGAAACCUCCGUGGAGCCGGAUAUGGGGCGGCCAUCGAUGGACACGACUACAUCAUGAGGAUAAAUCUGGCCCCCACUGUGGGCUACGAGGACGACGCCGGGAGCCACACAACCCACCACUUCAUGUAUCCAGAGAGCGCCAAAAACCUGGCGGCCAACGUCAGCUUUGUCCUGGUUCCCUUCAAAACACUGGACCUGGUUUGGAUCACCAGCGCUCUGUCCACCGGCCAGAUCCGAUUCACUUACGCUCCAGUGAAGCAGUUUCUCCGUGUGGAUAAAGACAAGGUUCAGAUCUUCAACCCAGCGUUCUUCAAAUAUAUCCACGACCACUGGACCAGACAUCACGGGCGAUACCCUUCCACUGGCAUGCUGGUCCUCUUUUUCGCUCUUCACGUCUGUGACGAGGUGAACGUGUUUGGCUUUGGAGCCGACAGUCGAGGAAACUGGCACCACUAUUGGGAGCAGAACCGAUACUCUGGAGAAUUCAGAAAGACCGGCGUCCAUGACGCGGACUACGAAGCUCAGAUCAUUGAGCAGCUGUCCAAGGCUGGAAAAAUUACAGUAUUCCCUGGGAAAUGAUGGGAAAAACAUUUUCCUGUCGUUCUUAGGUUUCUAGAGAGCUGAUCAGAAAUUUGGAUUCAACUUGGAAUAAAAGCUAACUGAAAGAUUUUUACUAAUGGGGCUCUUGAGGUGAACUAGGAUCAAGAAAAUAUUUUUCUCUUUGGGUUUCCAGCCUCCAAUCGGACUGUAAGGUAAAAUGAUUCACCUUCAUUGUCUGCUGCAGGGCUGAACACUGAGGAAAACAGGAAAUUAUGGCUGAACAGCAGGAUAAUUUAGAAAAUUUGUUCAUCUGUUGAGAAUUAUUUAACCCUCGUUUACUAACACAAACAAUGCAACAUCCUUCACACCCAUUCUGCAUAUCAGAGACCACUGGGCCAUGUGGGAAUAUUUUGCUGACAAAGAGCUGUCUUUUAGAAUCAAGAUCUUGUCUUUGAUUUGCCUUAAAUUCUCUUUGAGGUGAAACAUCCCCCGACACUGCCACUGAGUUGGUGUCGUAAGGUCUUUGUGAGGCAAUUAGCAGCGUGUUAAACAGGCCAUAUGUGAUUAAUGUGACUUUAUCAGAUAUGACUCCCCUACAAAGCUCCCCGGUUCUGGUUGGUGUUGGCAGCAGAUCCUCAGGAUUUCAGCCUUUCGACUGCUCUGACUCAGAGAGACAAGAUGAGAUGAAACUGUGGUUCUAGAGACUUUAUUUAAAUGCUGCUGAAGUCUUUAUUCACCUGCAGACAGAGGUGGCUGGAUAGAGGUAUGCUGCAUUCAGAACCGGUCCAUGUUUCAUUUGAGAGCAAUUUUGCUCAAACGUUGCUUCAGUGUUGUUUUAAUGCAGCAGUGAUCUACAAACUGGACUGUGCAGAGCGCUGCAGACCCUAUUAGAGCCCCACAUGACGGGCAGAAGAAAACCCCUCGCCUUCAUUAACCACUCAACCCAGUCCUGGCUCGGCAAAGUAGGAAUUCAGCUCAGUCUGGAGGAGGUAGAGCCAGCCUACGCCUUAGCUUUCACCCCUGAUGCUGACGUUUGCUUUCUGGUUGGUUUUAAUAGAUUUCCGCUGAAACUGGAUUUUCUUCUAAUUUCUGUCAACCACCAUGCCAUAUGUUACACUUUAUGAUGAGGAAAACAAACAAGAAUCAGUAAAAUAAGUGCUGCAGAAUGGUGUUUGAAAUAAAUGUCAGAAUACCACAAACUGGAUCCUUAAGGAGAAAGAGGAAGAAACCACUUUAGAAGCAGGAAAAGGAGAGUUUUUGGUUUUAGAAGUGGCUGAAAUUCCACCAUAAAUAUACAGUGCUUUAAAAAUCCACUUUUUCCAAUACAGGCUUUAGUUCGUUCAAUCACAUACGAUUUAAAUCACCAAAGAAUUGAUACCAAGUAUGACCCAAGUAAAUACAAGAAGCAGUUUUAAAAUGGUUCUUUCAGGUAUUAAUGAAAAAAGACAUCCAAACCAACCUGGUUGUUUCCCCUCUGAACCUAAGAAUUGGUUGUGGCACCUUGGUGGCAACAACGGCCAUCAAGCAGCAACCGGUAAUCAGGCCUGGUUUCUUUCUCAAUGUUGACUUAUGAACUCUGACCUUAACUAAGGCAAUUGAGGCCUGCAGUGCUUAGAUGUUGUUCCGACUUCUUUUGUGACCUCUUGGAGUCAUUUUUGUAGGCUAGUGACUCCUGGGACGGUUCACCACUGCUGCGUUUUCUUUAUUUGUGGAUGUGUCUCACUGUGGGUCACUGGAGACCCGAAGCCUUAGAAUUGGCUUUGCAACCCUUCCUGGACAGAUAAGCCAGUGACUUUGUUUCUCAACUGUUCUUGAAUUUAUUUAGAUUGGGACAUGGCAUGUUGCUUUUGAGGUAUUUAGCCUACUUCAUGUUACCAGAAAGGUUCUAUUUUCAUGAGUAGCUUGCUUCUACAGCUCUGGCAGUUAUAGUAGGGCUUGGAUAGCUUUUAGUCCUUUUAAAACAAAACCAUCAUUUGAAAAAUAGCAUUUUGUAUUGCGUUAUAUUAUUUUCUGGCUUUCUGAAAUAUUUAAGUGUUUGAAAAAAGGAGGGGAAAUCUGCAAGAGGUGGGGGUUACUCUUUCACAACACUGUACAUUUUCAGAUUAAAAAAGUAAAAACCAAUGUCACAAUUUAGAAAUGUGUAGCUUCCACUUCCAAAUGUCCCUUAAAAUUUCCAGUCUCAGCCAGAAACAGUUUCCAGGUCAUGAAAGCAGCCAUGAGCUUUGCAGAAACUCCUUAUGUGUGACUCAAAGUGUUUGUGUUGAAGAAGCUGUGAAGGACCCAUGAAGCUUCACCUGUUUGCGUGACUGCAAGCUGAUGGAUUCAACUUCUUGACAUGUUUUUGUUUUCUGUUCUAGCAUUGUGCAGGUAAUUUAAGGUGGAAUCACAUGCACACAUGGCUCUAGGCCGCCGUGUUGUUGUAUUUUACUGUAACUCCGUGUUCUGCUGGUGUUUUCCCUCCACACCAGGUUUUCUUACACGCUUCGUUGCUGAUUUGGGCUCAUUUUAACCCAACUGAAUCUCAUCAUAUUGUUUGUGCUUACUGUGUCUGUCACAUGCUUUUGUGCCUUGUCCAGCUGCUGGACUCUCUCGCCUGCAGCUGCUUCAUCAGCAACACACACCUGCUACCUUUGUGUUAUAGUUGGUCUCGCACACAUGCACAUUUCUAGCUAAGAGCUGUGCCUUUUGAGCUGAACAUAAAUUCACUACAUGACACACACUCUGCCUUCUACUUUCUGCUUCAUACGAUUGAUGUUGUUUUUACUAAUGGAGACGAUGUGAACGCAUAAUGCAGUGAAUUCAUAUCACAGUCAACUCCUCAUUCGGUCUUUGUUUCUUUGUUAUUCCUUCUAGGCAACCAGACUUUCCUUUAAUCUAUUAAAACAUUUAUUAAAGUUUUGUCGGUACUUCUCCAGGCUUUAAGAGAGAAGUUUCUGGUCCUUUGGUUAGGGUUUCACACAUGUAAGUCGUAUCUUUUUAACGUUCAGGCAGAAAAAGGCUUCUAAACUCAAGGGAUGAACCAGUGUUGUCGACAUGGAACAGAUACGUUGGCAAGGAACCAGUUUUAAAUUGAAUCUCUAAGCUCUUUGUCACCACCAGCCCAUCACAGAGACAAUAACCAUUUCACUUUAUUUUGUUAAAUCUAUCAAAAAUCCCAAAAAUAACAGUUUGACAUAUAGAAGAAAACUUAAACCUUGAUAUACACCUUGACAAACUGUCAGAACUAGACGGAAAAUAGGUGAAGGAAAUCUUUGACUAGAAAGUACGAAAGUUAACAAAACGCUAAUUCAAGUAGUUUUGCUCUUAUUUUAAUAGUUAGUAAAAAAAACUGUUUCAAGUCAUUUUUUAAAUACUUGUUCAUGACCAAAAAGCAAACAAAAGACAAAAUUAAUAAGCCUUCCUAAACGUAUUUCAUCUUUGCUGAGUUUUGCUUCACCCACCUAGGCUUACAUCGAGUAAACUGGAUAGGCUACAUCUAAGAUUUCCUCAUGUUAGUUCAGCUUAUCUUUUGAAAGUUGAGUUUACCUGCUAGCUUAGUUUAGCUUAGUCUACCUAAACUUAACCUACCCAUGCUUAGGUUGACCUGUCUAUGCCUACAUUUUUUUCACGGAAACUAGCCAGUUUUAGUUUAGCCCAACUAUGCUUACAUUGGCCGACCUAAGCUUAGUCAAGUCUACCUAAACUUAGCUUAGUUCUAAGAUCACUGUAUUAUUGAAUUGUCAUGGUCGGCUACAAUGACUGGACUGAAACACAGUAACAGAACAGCCAGAACCCUUAAGAAGAACCUUGAAAGACAUCCAGAAAGUCUGGAAAAUUGUUGAUCAGAACAGUUUUGGAAGAUUAAAAGAAAGCGAUCCAAGGAAGGAAAUCAAAGGCUGAAUCAGGAUUUUUUAACGGGCUGAAUGUGCUUGUCAUUUUAUAUCAUGAAGGAGAUACAGUAGUUUAGGUCUGCAACUGAGACGGUCUUAUUUCUGUGUAUCAGUGGGACAUCAGAUUAAAAUAGAAACAUCAGUAUAAACUGCUCUUUCAGCUUCAUAAUGAAAGUGUUAAUGUUUUAGAAGUUAAACGUGACCGUCAUGCAGACAUUAUGAUCAUAAGAACUCGUUCCCUCUGCGUUUCUGCUGCCUGGAGAGUAAACAGGCUGCUGCUCCUUAUCAGCUGGAGCCCAGAACAUGGUGAUCGGAUGUAGGAGGACAGCAACAGAGUCUUUUCAGUCCAAAUGAGGUUUCUCCCUCCCACCGACAGUACAUGACACAGAUCUGAUUCCUCCAUGCAGACAACCUAAAGUAGGUCUUCCCCCCCCCUGCUGUUGACCCACAUAUUUAUCCUGCAGAAGAGAUUCUUCCAGCUCUGAAGAAUGGUGGAGAUGACCAAAAGUUGAGCCACAUUCUACAGUUAGGGUUGACUUCAUUUAAACUUGAACUGAAGUCCUCGCUGUCCUCACUGUCAGAGAAACCCAGCAUUUCAGUCUAUUCAGUUAUUUUUACUCCGUUUUGUCUGGUACAUUAUGUUACGAAGGGGAUGUCACAGAUCGCCUCCAAGUCUGAAAUUUUCCUUUUUCUUAGUAGAAAAAAAGCCCAUUAAGGUCAUUAAUAUUCAUUUUAAGAGUGAUUAAGCAGAGCUGAGUGUGGAAGGUGAGUGUUGGGAAGCACCUGCUCAGUGAGGGCAAAGAGGAGAUUUUUUAUUGGAUAUUCAAGCCAAACUUAAUUUUUUUUUUUAACAAGUUAAAGGUCAAACUGUUUUCUUUCUUGUCUCUGGACCUAAGACAGGAUCCAUUAUUUUGAAUUGAUUCCCGUUUUCCCCACAGAUGAGCAAGUGUCUGUACAGAAACAACCUGAUCUGUGCCGCAAAUAGACCUGAAGCAGUUCAGAAACACUGAAGAAACAUUUCCCUGAAUCUGUAACGAUCCAGGGAAAAUUACCGGUUCUGUUCCCCACCCUGCCUCUGUAACGCUCUGAACUCAGGUAGAAACCAGGUCAUUUAGUGACUGCUCCUGAGUCAACAGCAGGAAACCUCUGCCAUCACCAUCUCAUCCAACCUUUAACAUCUCCUUCAGCAACAUGUUGGAAACAUCAGCACCCGUGUAUUUACCACUGGAACAUCUGUAGGACAUGUGACUCUGUUUUUUUUCUGCUGUUGUACAAAUAAAAGCUUCAAGAAACUCAA